Messenger RNA from Odontomachus brunneus, 4741 nucleotides. Its product is annotated as gephyrin-like. Bases 142 to 4152 code for a protein of 1336 amino acids. Gene Ontology annotation, biological process: gamma-aminobutyric acid receptor clustering; Mo-molybdopterin cofactor biosynthetic process; postsynaptic neurotransmitter receptor diffusion trapping. Lineage: Eukaryota; Metazoa; Arthropoda; Insecta; Hymenoptera; Formicidae. The transcript has 23 exons. Gene Ontology annotation, molecular function: molybdopterin molybdotransferase activity. Gene Ontology annotation, cellular component: postsynaptic membrane; cytoplasm; postsynaptic specialization. The record is from RefSeq and is a predicted model, not a curated record.
AUGUAGCAUAAAAUAUGUCCGCCUCGCGGAAGAAGAAAGCGUGUCAAUUAUUAGUGCUUCAAUUUUUUAGCAAUUAUUAAGCCGGGCGAAUGGCACUCUCGUUGAGUUAGCCGCACGAAAUUAAUCUGACUCUCGUAGAAGAUGAGUUUCUCUGUGAAGAAGACUGGUGGCAGAAUGUGGCACGAGGCACGCAAGCAAGAGAAGAAGAUUCGCGGCAUGCUGGUCGAUUAUCGUCGUCGAGCGGAACGUAGACGAGAUUAUUACGAGAAAAUCAAAUCAGAUCCUACGCAAUUUCUCCAACUACAUGGCAGACCCUGUAAAAUACAUCUGGAUCCAGCAAUAGCUGCUGCGGGUGACAGCCCUGCAAAUAUGAUGCCGUGGCAAGGCAACGAAGAUAAUCUCAUAGACCGCUUUGAUGUACGAGCACACCUCGAUUGGAUACCAGAAGCACCAGACACCAUUGAUGUUGACAUUGCUUUAACAAGUGAAGAUAGACAUAUCAACUAUGAACGUUAUCGUAUUAUUGUUCAGAAUGAAUUCUUAGGCGUGAAUGAAGAGAAGUUUCUUCAUCAAGUAUAUCUAGAGGAGCAGUUUGGUUCAUCGACCAAGUUGGAUGCUGCAAAAGAUAAGAAAAAGUCUGCCAAUAAUGCUGCCAUUGGAUAUAAUUAUGAGACAGAAGAACCGAUACCUGAGCCAGUAAAACCAGUGGACCCUGUUAUAUCAGAGGAGAAGGGAGACGAUGAAGAUAGCGAUAUAGACUUAGAUAUAUGCGUGGACGUAUCUCAAAUAGAACCAUCUCAGGCGCACGAAAUGAAUUUGGUAGCUCAAAAAUAUGGGCUCCUAGGUGCUGAUUACUUUAGCUUUUUGACGCAAGAUUUUGAGGAGGCUGAAACUUUGCGGCAAGCGCGGAAGCAAGAGGAAGAAAAAGCCAUGUAUUCGGGUCGUCGGUCGCGUAGGGAACGGCGAGCGUUCAGGGAAAAGAAAAUGAUAGGUCGCGUAAUGAGUCCACCUAGUUACGCGGCAAGGGAGAGCCCGGAGUACAAUCCUUACAGAAAGUCUUCUUCCAAGUCGCGAUCGCGCUCCGCAUCGCCUAUUAAUACCGGACAGAUUACUUAUAUCACGAGUUUCGGCGGAGAGGAGGAGACUCACGGCAGUACCUCAAACGUCACGACGUAUUCGAAGAAGGUCAUUUAUUCGUAUCUCAGACGGCGGCGAUCGGAGAGUCCUGCUUUCAACGAGAGGACAGUCAAUAGAAAGCUGUCCAAGUCCAGAUCGAGAAGUUGUUCGCGCUCCGUCAGCAGGACUAAAUCGUAUAGGACACGCGACAGAAAGCGAAGUGGAUCUAGAGUGAGAUCAAGAAGGGCUCGUUCGAGACCUCGAAAGUUCACUAGAUCAAGAACGAGGAGUCGGUCCAGACGAUCGCGAACACGAAGCAAAUCACGAUCGCGUUGCAGGAGCACCAGCAGAUCCCGAUCAUUCACCGUUUCCCGAUCCAGAUCGCGCUCGCGCGUGAAGAGAUCCAGGAGCGCGUCCUCGAGUAGCGUGUCGAAGUCAAGAUCUAGAUCUAGAUCGCGUAACAGAAGUCAUUCGAGAGACAGCUAUCGGAAAAGGCGUUACUCGCCGUCUAAGUCGAGAUCCAAGUCACGGUCGAGAUCGAAGUCUCCGACGAGAUCUAGAAGUCGGUCAAGAAGUCAGUCGAGUUGUAAACGAUCACGAAGCGAUGACAAUAAGACACCAGCACUGCCAAGGUAUUAUGGCCGACGUGGAAAGUCGUCAAGUCUCGAAUUAGAUUUGUCUGACAACGAGGAGAAAGCCAGUCCAGCGACACCGAAGCCGCCGAUAAUUAACGCAAGCACGAACAAGCCAAAAGCAGGGUUAAGUACAAAUUCUGGUGGCGGACACAAAUCGGUGAAAAUUACACCUCAGGAGCGGCUUAAGAAGAAAAUGCAGACUCUGUUAAACAGACAAUAUAAAGCUGACAAGAAGGCCGAGCAACUGAGGAUUGAGAAAAUGGAGCAGCAGAGGCAAGACCGGGAAGACGAGAUUCGAGAGAUGUCUUUAAAACUCCGUAGAAAACAAAGAGAACGAAGGCAUCGCUACGAAGGCCACAGUUCCGAUACACGUUCUUCCGUGUCUCGCACGCCAAGCCCAAGUCGUAGUCCCCGACAUCACGCGGUGCGUCGCGAGAGGAGAGAUCGAGACGUAGACGGCGAUCGUGAAAGGGAAAGAGAAAGGGACAGAGACAGAGACAGGGAUUAUCGUCGCGAUGACCGCGAUCGAGAUCGUGAUCGUAUGAGCGAUUCUGUUGCAAAUGGUAAGGCAGUAGACAGAAGCGGUCCUGCAUUAGAAAAACUUGUCACCGACACAAACACAGAAACAGGAAAUUUACUUAAAGGAAAAGUCGUUUGUAAAACAAUUGUGUCAGAUGAUAAACAUUUGAUAGUGAGAUAUCUAAUUUCUCGAAGUGAUCUUUCAAAACAUGAAGUAGCUAAUGUUAUUCUCACCACGGGUGGUACUGGGUUUUCUAAAAGGGACGUAACACCUGAGGCAACCAAGAAAGUUAUUGAUAAAGAAGUUCCUGGAAUAAUCACAGCAAUGGUGACAGCAGGCUUGAAAACAACACCAAUGGCUAUGCUUACUCGAGCUGUAUGUGGAAUACGAAAUAAGACAUUGAUUAUUAAUUUACCUGGUUCAUACAACGCUGUGAGAGAAUGCCUGACUGUCAUUGCUCCUGUAAUUCCACAUGCAGUAGAUUUGAUCCUAGAUAGGAAAGAUGCGAUUGUGGUUACUCAUAAUACUGUUAGAUUAGCAACUAGUAAUAACACUAAAGCAGUUCAGCCUGUUCACUGUAGCAUUAUGGUUGCUCAUAAAAAUAUAGCACAACGCAGCAGACAGUCUCCAUUUCCUAUGGUUUCAGUAGACAACGCACUGGAAUUAAUACGUAAGAAUGUGGAGAAAACAGGGACCGAAGUGGUGAAUAUAAAAGAUGCAUACGGCAGAAUAUUGGCCGAAGAUAUAUUUUCCUUUUGUGACUUGCCACCAUUUAGAGCUUCCAUUAAAGAUGGAUACGCAGUAUUGGCAAGUGAUGGGAAAGGUAUAAGAAAGGUCUUAGGUGGUGUGACAGCAGGAACUAAACCUUUUUCAACUCCACUUCAAACUGGCACAUGUGUGCGUGUAAACACUGGAGCACCUGUACCUGAUGGUGCAACAGCAGUUGUACAAGUUGAGGAUACAAAGCUAAUAUUAGAGAACUCUGAUAAAACUGAAGAACUGGAAAUUGAGAUAAUGACUGAACCAGUGGAAGGACAAGAUAUUAGACCUAUUGGUUGCGAUCUAGAAAAAGAAGCCUUAGUUGUAGAAGCGCAGAAGUAUAUUGGUUCAACAGAAAUAGGACUUCUAGCAGCUUGCGGUGCUAAAGAAGUUACAGUCAACAAAAUACCAUCUAUAGGUAUAUUGUCUACUGGAAACGAGUUACAGGAACCCGGAGAAUCAUUGAAACCAGGAUGUGUUUACGAUAGCAAUAGAAUAACCUUGAUCGCACUAUUAAAGGAGAAUGGCUUCAAAGCUUUGGAUUUUGGAAUCAUAGUUGAUGAUGAGACCAUUUUGAUAUCUAAAAUAGAAGCAGCUUUACGAAAGGUAGAUGUGCUCGUGACAACAGGUUCUGUGUCGAUGGGCGAUAGAGAUAUAUUGAAGUCUAUUCUGCAGGAACAUUUUAAAGCCACGAUACAUUUCGGUCGUGUGAACAUGAAACCGGGAAAGCCAACGACGUUCGCGACAUGCAUGUUCCAUGAUAGAAAAAAAUAUUUCUUAUGUCUCCCGGGGAAUCCUGUGUCCGCUGUCGUUACCGCACAUUUGUUUCUUCGGUCUCUUUUGAAUGAGAUGUGCGAUGAUUUAUCAGAACCUAUCAUAGUGCAAGCUAAGUUGACAUCGUCGUACAAUUUGGAUCCGCGUCCCGAAUAUGCGAGAGUGAUCUUGGAAUGGAAUAGCGAAAAUGAAGUUCCAUUAGCAUAUAGCACGGGAAAUCAAAUGAGUAGUAAACUACUUAGCUGCAAAAGCGCCAAUGCGCUCUUAAUGUUGCCAGGGCGAACGGAGAACAUAAAAGUGUUAAAUGAAGGUGAUAUCGGAUUAGCGAUGUGCAUUGGAUUUAAAUAAUUUCUAAUAUUCGCGGCACGGAUGAUUAUCAUUAAGGUUUUUUGAUUGUUUACAUAUUCUUAUAUAUAAACAUUUUGAGAUGUAUUUUUGAGAUGAUACAUGUAUUGAGAUGACACACACACACACACACACACACACACACACGUAUAUAUUUACACACAUACGUAUUAUGUUAAAAAGUAUAAAAUGGAUGCAAUAUAUGUAAAGUUUAGAAUACCUUGUAAUGUACAUAAUCGUAUGUUAGAAAGCAUAAAAUAGAUGCAACAUAUAUAUAUAAAGUUUGGGAUGUUUUGUGUUGUAUACAAUCUUGAAGAAGUGAUGAUUUCCAAAAAUUUUGUGAAUUUAUCUUAAAAAUGAUUGCGAUAUGUUUCACUUGAGUAAAAGUAUAUUAAUUUACUUGAGUAGAAGUAUAUUAAUUAAACAUAAUAUGUAUGUUAGAAAGCAUAAUAUAAAUGCAACAUAUAUAUAAAAUUUGGGAUACUUGGUGUUGUACAUAAUCUUGAAGAAGUAAUGAUUUUCAAGAAUUUUGUGAAUUUAUCGUAAAAAUAAUUGCGAUGUAUUUCACUUGAGUAAAGGUAUAUUAAUUAAA